AUGGUCCAGAUCAAAUUGAUUCUUCUUUCAUCGGAAAAUCCCUUUGACGAUCUUUACCGACUUGCGAAUGGAAAAUCGAGAAACAGGGACUAUUACAGGAAGCAAGACGUUCAUGUGAAUGCUCCAAGAAGCCCGACCAUUUGCAAGGCCGUUGACGAUGCUGCCAGGGCCUCAGUCAAGAAAAUCGAGUACAAGAUUGACAAAGAUCUCAACCAUUACAAGUCGCUGACAGUUCGUGGCCACUAUGUCUGCGUCAACAGAUUUGCUGAGUCGGUUUUUGGAAUCUUCAAGAAAGCUGAACAAGACAAGGCAUCAGCCACAACUGAAACAGUGAUUCAGCUCACGAUCGCACGAAAAAAGAACCUCGAAUUCUACUUGGAUAACUUGUCCGACUCCAAGAUCAAAUCACUCUGCCAGAAAAUUGAUGGAAAGAAAGCCCUUCAAAACUACCGUUUGGCAAGAAUCGCAACUCAGCUCAAGCUACAAGAAUUCGCCGCGAAGCGCCGAGAAUCGAUUGCAAAGGAGAAAGCUGAAAAACAACUGAAUGUUGUAACCUGCUGA
Messenger RNA from Oikopleura dioica, 561 nucleotides. Lineage: Eukaryota; Metazoa; Chordata; Appendicularia; Copelata; Oikopleuridae. The record is from the annotation of a GenBank genome assembly.